Messenger RNA from Notothenia coriiceps (black rockcod), 1848 nucleotides. RefSeq names its product adaptor related protein complex 2 subunit sigma 1 (gene ap2s1). NCBI's taxonomy places the organism in Eukaryota, Metazoa, Chordata, Actinopteri, Perciformes, Nototheniidae. The transcript has 5 exons. Bases 143 to 571 code for a protein of 142 amino acids. The record is from RefSeq and is a predicted model, not a curated record. Gene Ontology annotation, biological process: intracellular protein transport; clathrin-dependent endocytosis. Gene Ontology annotation, cellular component: AP-2 adaptor complex; membrane coat. Gene Ontology annotation, molecular function: clathrin-cargo adaptor activity.
AGUUUUGCACUUCCGUUUAGCUCGGGAAGAUAGCUGGAAGAGCGGUCAAAUAAUUUACUGAUGUAUUUAUGUAAAAUCGUAUCGUAAUUGUUUAGAGACGCGCUAUUCUGUCGCCUCCUGGGACCAUAUCUAGGAACUGACAAUGAUCCGCUUCAUCCUCAUCCAGAACCGAGCAGGGAAAACACGACUGGCCAAAUGGUACAUGCAGUUUGAUGAUGAUGAGAAACAGAAGUUGAUCGAGGAAGUGCAUGCUGUGGUGACGGUCAGGGAUGCCAAGCACACCAACUUUGUGGAGUUCAGGAACUUCAAGAUCAUUUACCGACGUUACGCUGGUCUGUACUUCUGUAUUUGUGUGGACGUGACUGAUAACAACCUGGCAUACCUCGAAGGAAUCCACAACUUUGUAGAGGUGCUGAAUGAAUAUUUCCACAACGUGUGUGAAUUGGACCUUGUGUUCAACUUCUACAAGGUUUACACGGUGGUGGACGAGAUGUUCCUGGCGGGAGAGAUCAGGGAGACCAGUCAGACCAAGGUGCUCAAGCAGCUCCUCAUGCUGCAGUCGCUUGAGUAAAAUACAGAAAACCAUUCUCCCUACCUUCCCACCAAUCCUUGUUCUGCCCCUACGCAGCAGACUUCACUCUUUCAAAACUUCAGGACAGCUGUUUUUAGAAAUAGAAAUGCACAAUAUUGAUUACAUAUGGAUUUAUGAUUCGGAAGUUCCAGUAACCUGUGUGUGACAGCGUUCUAUAUGUUGCAGUACUCUGCAUUUCUAAUGAAGUCCCCCAGUGUUAAGAGGCUCUACAUUUCAACAUGUUAACCUUUCAUUAUGUUAGCAUCUCACAAACAUCUUUCGCCUCUGUUUACUGCCUUUUCCUCCUCUCCCUCUAUUAACAUUAACUUCAUCUAAUGACACUACUGUAACUAACAAGCACCUCGGCCUGAAACAGCCAUUACUAAAAAGAACGACUGUGUUAGUGAUGUGCUAUUAGAUUUAUCUAUCUGGAUCAUAGUGCAAGCAAACCACAACUAGAAAGCCCUUCAGAGCAAUUGGGCCUCAACAGGAAGUUGAUAAUUGAAUGGAGUGUACUCAGGACGAGUGUCAUUGUGGAGGGUGUGUUAUGGUAACCCGUGCCCUCCUCUCAUGGCCCAUAAUGAUCAGCAGUGUAUCCUAUGUUAGCUCGGAUAGCUGCGCUCCAGAUGUGGUAAUUGUUUUCACUGCGUAGAAAACCACCGUGAUCAUUUGACGCUACUCGUGGUGCUUGUUGGUCACACUUAAAAACCCAAUCAGAAGGAAAUAAAGACCUGGAAGUAGAACGUGUAUUUUACAUUAAAGCAGUACUGUGAAGUUUGCUUUGUGUGGUGUUUACGUACAGUGUAUCUGGCGUAUGUUGAAUAUUAUACAAAUAACAAAUGCAUUCCAGAAAGAGUUGUUCUCGCUCACUAGAUCUGAGGAGUAUUUACUUGUGUGAAAUCAAUAAUUCCUUUGCAUAAAACAAAUUGUCUUUUAACAUACUCCUCACAGCUUAAUGAGCUUUGAGAAAAGAAAAGCUGCUUUUAUGCAUUUCUCUUUGCUGGACUUCAAUGUAUAUGAAAUGUCUUGUCAUAUUCUGAUUUUACUUUAUCCAGUCACGAAGGUGGUUACAAAUGUUACUGUUGUUGGACUUUUGUAUUUUUUUUUUUUAAUCAUUAGGCAAUUGUGAAAUAUGUAAUGCUUCCUUGUCCCCUGUGAGUUUGUUGAUGGAAGACGUGUGCUUGUUUGUAUUUCUGUCUCUGGUUCAACUACCCACAAUGCGUCCCAUUAUAUGUAAAUAUAAAAAAUAAACAAAUGAAGUGAUACAUGAUGAUCAA